UUGAAGCUGGAUAAAGAUGGCUGAAGUUGAUUUCGGGGAUAGUGAGCUCUUUGAGCAGCUCGAUGAUGACUCUGCUCCUCUCGUCCCGACACACAUCCGCUUCACAGAUGAUGAUAAUGAUGAAGAGGAGGGGGAGCCGGAGGAGACGAGCCGGGUCCGGAGCAGACUGGAGGAGUUUGAUGACCACAUCCAGAGACUCACGGAGGAGAAUAAAGGUUUGAGAAGAAAGUUAAACAUCCUCACACGACCAAGCGGGAUCACAAUGGAAGAUGUCAACAUUGACGGACCAGUGCUUCAAAUCCUUUAUGCAAACAACAUAAUAUCCAAACAAUGUCGUCAAGAAAUUGAAGACGGUAUCUGCAGUGUGAUUUUGAAGCAUCAGCAGCUGGGCAAUGAAACGAAAAAAACCACCUAUCAAAUUAAAGCACAGAAUUCAGCUUUUGCUUUAGACGAAGAGCCACAGAAGUCGUCCUUCAGUGGAGUAAAAACAGAAUCCUAUACAGUGGUUGGAAGCGUUUUACAUUUCACUACUUUCAGUGUUGACAAACUUGGCCAGCCUCUGGUGAAUGAAAACCCCCAAACGACGGAUGGAUGGGAGGUUCCAACCUAUCACCAGGUUUUCAACCAAGUCAUUGGUACGGAUGGAGUGGAAGUAGAAAUGAAAGAUAAAAGACCAAAAUCCAUUUGUUUCAACUGCGGUCUGAGCAGCCAUCAGAUGAGAGACUGUCCCAAGCCUAAAGACAUGGCUGCAAUAAACGAGAGAAGAAAGGAGUUCAAUCAGGGCAACAACCAGUCCAUGCAGAGUAACCAGAGAUACCACGCUGAUGAAGUAGAGGAGCGCUUUGCUAAAUACAAGGCUGGAGUCAUGAGCGAGGAGCUCUUGACUGCUCUGGGACUCGAUGGCAACACCCUCCCUCCUCUGAUCUAUCGCAUGAGGCAGCUAGGCUACCCACCAGGUUGGCUCAAAGAGGCAGAGAUGGAAAACUCCGGCCUGGCUCUUUAUGAUGGAAAUGUUUCCAAUGAUGGUAAUGCGACAGACGGUGCCAAUUCCCAAAACACCUCCUAUGAUGUUUCCAAACUGGUGGAUUUCCCGGGUUUCAAUGUACCUGCACCAAACAUAAAAGAUGAGUUCAUGCAGUACAGCUCUAUUCCAAUGCAGAGCAGCCACAUGAAGCAAAACUACGCGGCCUACCUGUCCAACAACUUCCCCAUGCCCGGUGCUAACAGCAAUAAGAGACAGCUUGAAUGUGACUCAUCUCCCCAGCUGAGGAAGAAGACGAGGUCCAGUCCUGAUCGGACGUCUGACAGAAGCUCAGACAUGGAUAUUGAAUCAGACCCAGGAACACCUUAUCAUCACGGCUCAGGGGACUUCCAGUUCCAAACUCCUCUACCCCCUGGCUCUCCUUGCUUCAGUUCACCUCCUCCUCUACCCCAUGGCACUCCUCCUGCCACGCCCACUCCUCCCCCUCUCCCUAAAGGUACACCUCCUCCCACACCCACCAAUGGCUCUCCGGCUCUGCGCGGGGGGAGCUGGACAGUGGUUGAUGAAACUGGGGAUGGAACAGAGGAUGAACUGUCACUGGAGGAGCUGGAGGAGCAGCAGAGGUUGAUAUGGGCAGCUCUAGAAAACGCAGACACCGCCACCAACAGUGACUCUGAGACACCUGCAACGGGAACUCCUGUACCCAGUUCACCGAGCGUGUCCACACCUGUGCAUGUGGACACAGAAACGGAAGAGGGCGAAGAAGCGAUGGACACAACAAAACCUGAAGAGUCUUGUCAGAACAAUGACAAUCAAAGGGAACCGGAGGAUCAGAGCCCUGGACCGAUCAAAGGCGAGGAAGACAGCCCUCAGAGUCCUGAACCAGUCAAAGUCAAACAUGACAGCCCUCAGAGUCCAGGUCCAGUCAAAGUCAAACAUGACAGCCCUCAGAGUCCAGGUCCAGUCAAAGUCAAACAUGACAGCCCUCAGAGUCCAGGUCCAGUCAAAGUCAAACAUGACAGCCCUCAGAGUCCAGGUCCAGUCAAAGUCAAGGAUGACAGCCCUCAGAGUCCAGACUCGAUGAAAAUCCAGGAAGGAUCCAUCCAACAGGAGCCUGAUCAGGGUGUCCUGCCCGGGGGUGCCGCAGAUUGUGUUUCCCCUGAGCACUUUGAGAAGAUAGGAGCUGUUCCUCAUCGGAGCAACUUCGCAGCUGGUAUUGUUCAAUUUGAAGACACGCCAGAAUUCACUGAAGUUGCAGAAGCCACAGGAACGUACCUCAAGAUCAGAGACUUGCUUAAAUGUUCCCCUCGAAAUUUGGCAAAGAAAAAGUAAAACACUUUCUUGAUUUGGAAGACCAGGAUACCAUUUUUUUAAAACACAUACUUUUAUUUUCAUGACCGUUUUGUCAAGCAUGUGUUUUAGCUCUUUAUUUUUUUUUUACCACACUGAAUUUCUGUGAUUUAUGCAUUUGAUCUGUAAUCAUACUACAAGGGAGAGACAUUGAGGGAUGUUGCAACAGCAAAUGGUUUAGUUUAGCUGGGGCCAUUUAGUUGCAUAUUUUUUUGUAACAGUAGCGUUGCUCAUGCUGUUCAUUUUAUUGUAAAAGUUGUAAAAUUGUCAAUAUCCCAUGUGCAUUCUUUUCAGAAUCAUUGUUUGUAAAUGGUUUUUCUAUUUUUGUUCCUCUUACAUUGCUCUUAAACCAUAAAGCAAAGAAGCUUGUAUUUCGCUCAGUGCACUACUUCAUUCAGCAGACAUUUUUUAAAUGCAGGUCUGAUUUCUUUCAGGUUAUAUCUUCCCAGGACAGGGUGCCUCAUAUGUGAAGUGUUUGAUUGUUUUAGUCAUUUUAAGAAGAGCUCAGUGUACAAGUCGUCGCUGUAUUGCUGUAAUCAGCUCGUGUUGAUUUUCAUGCACAUUGCUAAUGACAUACUACUACAGCAGUUUGCAUUUUUUCUAUGGCAUUAGAAUAUCUUGUUGACAUUCCUUUAGUAUGCAAUUCAUCCAACUAGUGUCAAUAAAGUCUGUUUCCUCUUCCAA
Messenger RNA from Labrus mixtus (cuckoo wrasse), 3016 nucleotides. It is a transcript of the gene zcchc8, whose product is annotated as zinc finger, CCHC domain containing 8. Lineage: Eukaryota; Metazoa; Chordata; Actinopteri; Labriformes; Labridae. The transcript is spliced from 14 exons. Gene Ontology annotation, molecular function: RNA binding; zinc ion binding. The record is from RefSeq and is a predicted model, not a curated record. Bases 17 to 2314 code for a protein of 765 amino acids. Gene Ontology annotation, cellular component: catalytic step 2 spliceosome.